Messenger RNA from Capsella rubella, 1709 nucleotides. Its product is annotated as probable beta-1,4-xylosyltransferase IRX14H. The record is from RefSeq and is a predicted model, not a curated record. NCBI's taxonomy places the organism in Eukaryota, Viridiplantae, Streptophyta, Magnoliopsida, Brassicales, Brassicaceae. Gene Ontology annotation, biological process: plant-type secondary cell wall biogenesis; glucuronoxylan biosynthetic process. Bases 66 to 1583 code for a protein of 505 amino acids. Gene Ontology annotation, molecular function: galactosylgalactosylxylosylprotein 3-beta-glucuronosyltransferase activity; xylosyltransferase activity. The transcript has 3 exons. Gene Ontology annotation, cellular component: Golgi membrane.
UCCCUCUUUUUAUCUUUCGUUCGCUCAAACUGUUGUUCAUCAGAAGAAGGAUCUAAACAAAGAAGAUGAAGCUCUCUGUGUUUCGAUUGAGCUACUGGAACCGUCGAGGAUACACUUUCAGAUCAUCGCCGUUGUUAGAUCCCACAUUCGACGGCAAAUCUCCGUCGUCUGUGUUUUGGCUCGUCAUUCAUGCUCUCUGCUGCUUGAUCAGCUUGAUUCUAGGGUUUCGUUUCAGCCAUUUAGUACUCUUCUUCCUCUUUUCCACUUCCGUAACCAAUCUAUACACUACGCCUUUUCUUACCGCCGGAAACGGCGGUGUGAGCCAGCUUCUCCGGCUGAAACCUCUGGAAACAGCUACUAACAGCACGGCGAAGAAGAACUCUCGAGUGGUGGUUGGAAGACACGGGAUCCGGAUCCGUCCGUGGCCUCACCCGAAUCCGAUUGAGGUCUUGAGAGCGCAUCAGUUGCUUGUGAGAGUACAGAAAGAGCAGAAAUCGCUCUACGGUGUGAGGAGCCCUAAGACUCUGAUUGUGGUGACGCCGACUUAUGUACGGACUUUUCAGGCGCUUCAUUUGACCGGAGUUAUGCACUCCCUCAUGCUCGUUCCUUACGAUUUGGUUUGGAUCGUUGUGGAAGCUGGUGGAGUCACCAACGAGACUGCUUCCUUUAUCGCAAAAUCAGGAUUGAAGACGAUUCACUUGGGAUUCGAUGAGAAAAUGCCGAAUACUUGGGAAGAUCGUCACAAAUUGGAGACCAAAAUGAGACUUCACGCCUUUAGAAUCGUGGGAGAGAAGAAGUUAGAUGGGAUUGUUAUGUUUGCUGAUGAUAGCAAUAUGCAUAGCAUGGAGCUGUUUGAUGAGAUUCAAACUGUGAAAUGGGUUGGUGCUCUAUCUGUUGGUAUACUUGCUCACUCUGGUAAUGCAGAUGAAUUAUCAUCAGUCUUGAAGAAUCAACAAGGGAAGCAUAAAGAGAAACCUUUAAUGCCGAUCCAAGGUCCUAGUUGUGAUUCCUCUGAGAAAUUAGUUGGCUGGCACAUUUUCAACACUCAGCCUUAUGCCAAGAAGACUGCAGUUUAUAUUGAUGAAAAAGCGGCUGUGAUGCCUAGCAAGAUGGAAUGGUCAGGGUUUGUGUUCAACUCUAGGUUGUUAUGGAAGGAAUCUGUAGAUGAUAAGCCAGCAUGGGUUAAAGAUCUCCAUUUGUUGGAUGACACUGAGGAAAUUGAUAGUCCAUUGUCUUUCGUCAAGGAUCCUUCCAUGGUAGAGCCGCUUGGAAGCUGUGGCCGCCGUGUGUUGCUUUGGUGGCUUCGGGUUGAAGCUCGAGCUGAUAGCAAAUUCCCACCUGGCUGGAUCAUAAACUCGCCUUUAGAAAUCACACUGCCAUCAAAGCGAACACCAUGGCCAGACUCUUCCUCAGAGCUCCCAGAGGCCAUCAGAGAAGGGAAAAACAGUCAAUCAGGCACAGAAAGACAUCCCACGAAGGCAAGAGGAUCAAAGAGCAAGAGCUCCAAAGGGGGAAAGCAGGAACCGAAAACUUCUGAUAGUGUCAACGUAUCAGCAACUAUAGUGAAAGAUACAAACCAAUGAGGGAAGAAGCUGUUAUAUAAUCAUCCAAGUUUCAUUUCAUAUUCUUUUUCACCGUAAAUAUCGUAAUAUUGUUGAGAGUGUGUGUGUGUUCAUUGGCGUCAUCGUAUACAAUACAAAGUCACGUGA